Messenger RNA from Orussus abietinus, 1751 nucleotides. RefSeq names its product periodic tryptophan protein 1 homolog (gene nclb). The record is from RefSeq and is a predicted model, not a curated record. Gene Ontology annotation, cellular component: nucleus. Gene Ontology annotation, molecular function: protein binding. Lineage: Eukaryota; Metazoa; Arthropoda; Insecta; Hymenoptera; Orussidae. Gene Ontology annotation, biological process: rRNA processing. The transcript is spliced from 11 exons. Bases 184 to 1698 code for a protein of 504 amino acids.
AUAUUGUUCGUCAUCCUGGUUUUCGUGUCUAUGGACCGGCCAUUAGAAACAAUUAGAAAUGUUUACUCUCUGUUGAGGAACACGUGUUCACUCGUGUUUAGUUACCCUGAACAGUUCUUACAGAGUAAUAAUUUUUUACUUAUUAUGAAGACGUUUUAAGUAUUAUAAGAUAGAAUUGUAAAGAUGAAUAUCAUACCUUGCACGACGUGGGUGAGGAGAGGAGUGGCGGCGGCGGUUCCCGAUAAGGUGCAAUUAACGCCACAAGAAUUAGAGAAAAUUAUCAAAGAAACACGGUCUGAAAUAGAUAAACAAGAAAGUGACUCAGAGAAUGAAAGUAAUGCAGAAAAGCAGCAAACCAGUCAGAAAAAGAUGAAAGAAAGGAAAAUUGAUUCAGAAAGCGGUGGUGCCAUCGAUGAAUACGAUUUUGAUAAUUACGAUAACGAAGAUGGGAAUGUGCAUUGUAACAUUGGGACUUUAGCUCAAUUUAAUGAGAAUGGAGUCGAUCCACUAGUUACAGUACCCGACGAUCAAGAGGAUUCAGAACACGAAGAUGAUAUCAUUAAACCUGAUGACAAUCUUGUUUUAGUGGGGCAUGUAGAAAAUGAUGCUAGCAUUUUAGAAAUUUUUGUGUACAAUGAAUCGGAAGGUUCCUUCUAUUGCCAUCAUGACCUUCUGUUGCCGUCUUUUCCGCUUUGCAUUGAAUGGUUGAAUUUUGAACCUGGUGAUACGAAACCAGGAAAUUUAUGCGCAAUUGGGAGCAUGAGUCCAAUCAUAGACGUUUGGGAUUUAGAUUUAAUUGAUUGUCUGGAACCAGCUUUUAAGCUUGGCCGAAAAGCCAAUAAAAAGAAAAAGAUUAAACAUAUUGGUCAUAAAGAUGCUGUUCUGGAUAUAGCAUGGAAUACCAACUACCCUCACGUUUUGGCCAGUGGCUCUGCAGACGAAACAACUUUACUUUGGGAUUUAGAAAAUGGUACUCCAGUUACAAAAUUCAGUGUUUUUCACGAGAAAGUACAAUCUCUUAAGUGGCAUCCCCAAGAAAGUCAGCAAUUGUUGACAGGGUGCGGUGAUAAAGCGGUAAGAUUGUUCGACUGCAGAACUGACGACAGUUUUAGAACUUGGCAGACACCAGGUGAAGUUGAAAGGGUUUUAUGGAAUCAUUUUGAUCUUAACAAUUAUUUUGUUAGUACAGAUAACGGAUACAUUCAGUGUAUUGAUAUUAGAGAAGAUAAACCAGUAUGGCAAAUGGAGGCACAUGAAAAGGAAAUUACAGGUUUAUCUCUCAGUGCAACUUGUCCCGGUUUUUUGAUCAGUUCCUCAAACGAUGGAGUUAUAAAAGUGUGGGAUUCAGUAAAUCCAGCAGACACGAAGCUUGUGUGGGAGAAGAAGGCUAAUUUAGGAUCUUUGUUAUGUACAGCUGCAAAUCCAGACAUCCCGUUUGUAUUUGUAGUUGGUGGGGAUAAUAGGUCGCAUAAUUUAAAAAUAUUCGACUUUCGCGAAAUAUCUGAAGUCUAUGAAGUGUUCAAAGACAGGACAUUAAUACAACUCCCCAAGCUUGAUACAUCAAGUGUUCAUAAGAGGGAGGAAAUGAUGGAUGUUACCGAAGAUUUAGGAUUCAUAGAUUUAAAUCCAGACUUAUCGAGUGAAACUCAGAGGAAAAAGAAGAAGAAAGCGAAACAUAAGACUUUGAAGAAUUACUGAUGAAAGGUAUAAUGUAACAACUCUGUACAACAAUAAAGUUCUUUUUUUACAAA